This is a messenger RNA of Acanthosepion pharaonis, 726 nucleotides long. The record is from the annotation of a GenBank genome assembly. NCBI's taxonomy places the organism in Eukaryota, Metazoa, Mollusca, Cephalopoda, Sepiida, Sepiidae.
AUGGCUAAUCUGUGUCUCUUUUCUUAUCUCUCUUGCUCUCUCUGUCUUUGUUCCUUUUUUUCUCUCUCUCUGUUCCUUUUUUUCUCUCUCUCUGUUCCUUUUUUCUCUCUCUCUCUCUCUCUGUUCCUUUUUUCUCUCUGUUCUUUUUUUCUCUCUGUUUUUUUUUUCUCUCUCUCUCUCUCUCUCUUCCUUUUUUUCUCUCUCUCUCUCUGUUCCUUUUUUUUCUCUCUCUGUUCUUUUUUCUUUCCUUUUUCUUUUUCUUUCUCUCUCUCUGUUCCUUUUUUUCUCUCUCUCUCUGUUCCUUUUUUUCUCUCUCUCUCUCUCUGUUCCUUUUUUUCUCUCUCUCUCUCUCUGUUCCUCUCUCUCUCUCUCUCUCUGUUCCUUUCUCUCUCUCUCUCUCUCUCUGUUCCUUUCUCUCUGUCUCUGUCUCUCUGUUCCUUUCUCUCUGUCUCUGUCACUCUGUUUAUUUUUCUCUCUCUUUGUUCAUUUCUCUCUCUCUCUCUCUUCAUUUCUCUCUCUCUUUGUUCUUCUCUCCUAUCCCUCUUUCUGUUCUCUCUCUCUGUCUCUGUUCUUUUCUCUCUCUCUCUUUGUCUUUUCUCUUUCUAUCUCUUUCUUCUUCUUUUUCUCUCUCCCUAUCGUUUUCUCUACAUCUGUCACUCUAUCUUUCUGUAUUGGCCUUUCUCUCACUUUUCCUUUCGGGUUUUGUUGGAGCUUAUAUUUUCAUAA